UCUACUUCCGCCAAGCCAAGGGGGUCAAGGGUGACGCAAGAUGGCAGCGCCCAUAAGCGGUGAAAGCGUGCAGCGGAGAAUGCUGGCGGCGGCCGGGACUCUUCUGGGGCGGCGGCUGAGGUGGCCCGCACCGGCCCGCGAGCACUGGAGACCGGCCGGGCGCUCACGCAGCCGGCGAGAGGCGGCCGAGGCCGAAGUGGGCGCUCCCGUGUUCCAGUACGUGGGCGAGCGCGCAGCCCGCUCCGAUCGCGUCUUCGUAUGGGGCUUCAGCUUCUCGGGGGCUCUCGGCGUGCCCAGCUUCGUGGUGCCGGCCUCGGGGCCCGAACCCCGCGCUGGGCUGCGGCCCCGACGCAGAAUCCAGCCGGUACCCUACCGCCUGGAGCUGGACCAUAAGAUCUCCUCUGCUGCCUGUGGCUAUGGAUUCACCCUGCUGUCCUCUAAAACCAAGGAUAUUACGAAAGUUUGGGGUAUGGGACUCAACAAAGACUCUCAGCUUGGAUUCCACAGGAGCCGGAAGGAUAAAACCAGGGGCUAUGAGUACAUUUUGGAGCCCUCGCCUGUCCCGCUGCCCCUGGACAGACCUCAGGAGACGAAGGUGUUGCAGGUGUCCUGCGGUCGAGCACACUCCCUUAUCCUGACAGACAGAGAAGGAGGUGAGUGGUCCUCUUUGGUGCAGGUGAAUGUCCCUCGGUGCCUGCCUUUCCCCGAAGUAGGCAAGGUGAAGCAGGCGGCUUGUGGUGGCACGGGCUGUGCUGUAUUAAAUGAAGAAGGGCAUGUCUUCGUCUGGGGCUAUGGGAUUCUUGGGAAAGGACCAAACCUCUUGGAAACGGCGCUUCCAGAAAUGAUUCCACCCACGCUCUUCGGCUUGACGGAGUUCAACCCCAGCGUCCGGGUUUCCCAGAUCCGAUGUGGGCUUAGCCAUUUUGCUGCACUCACCAACAAGGGUGAGCUGUUUGUGUGGGGCAAGAACAUCCGAGGGUGCUUGGGGAUUGGACGCCUCGAAGACCAGUACUUCCCAUGGAGGGUGACGAUGCCCGGCGAGCCCGUGGACGUGGCAUGUGGUGUGGAUCACAUGGUGACUCUGGCCAAGUCAUUCAUCUGAAUCUCCUUCUGGGCCCAUCCCCGGCUGGUCCAGCCUCCAAACUAUACCAACAGCCGCAGCUUGGCAGAGGCAGGGUGUGGCCACCGGCACAGGAUACUGGGAUGAUACUGGGAGAGGGCCAGGGCCUGUGUGGAGCAGGAUACUCUGUGUCCUCAGUGGGGACAAGACCCUCCCCCACUGAGGCUCCUGGCUGCUGAGCUCAGUUCAGGAUGGUCGCUCUUGGCAUGGUGUGCUCCUGAGGAGUACCAGGGCAUGAGGCCCUAGGGUGGCCAGGCUGAUGCCCUUUCCAAGUAACACAUGGUGGCCUCUGGGGAUGCGUCUUGCCUGACACACUAUUCUUAGGGGAAGUUCAUUAUUCAUGGCACAUUUGAUAUUAAGAGAUUGGAAACAGGACAAGGCACUCAGAACUUGUUUCCCUAUCACAACAGGACACACUUGGGCUGCUGGCCGGCCCAGCUCAGCAAGAGAGCCAGCUGCCUUCAGCUAGGGCCUCUCUGAUCAGCUGCCACCCCAGACUCUUCAUGGAGUGGCCAGGGUGAGCCAGCCUCCCCCCCCCCCCCCCCCCCCCAUGGCUCUACAGUGUCCCAGCCUUGGAACCUUCUCCCUGCCUGGCUUUGAAGAGUCCAGAAGCCCCUGAAGAAAAGCUGCAGGCCAAAUGCUUGUGGGCUGAGGGCUGUGGAAUCUUGGCUGGAGGGCCAGCCUUGGAGUAGGAAGCCUCAGAAACUGGGGAAAUGCUUGUUUUGAAGAAAGCUUGUCUUUUGCUUUCAGACAGUGUUUGCAAAGU
Molecule: messenger RNA, 1886 nt
Organism: Onychomys torridus (southern grasshopper mouse)
Lineage: Eukaryota; Metazoa; Chordata; Mammalia; Rodentia; Cricetidae
Gene: Rcc1l
Product: RCC1 like
Exons: 7
Coding region: 41-1102 (353 amino acids)
Source: RefSeq, a predicted model, not a curated record